Thelazia callipaeda (thelaziosis nematode) is the source of this 1122-nucleotide messenger RNA. The record is from the annotation of a GenBank genome assembly. NCBI's taxonomy places the organism in Eukaryota, Metazoa, Nematoda, Chromadorea, Rhabditida, Thelaziidae.
AUGUGUACUGUUUUAAGUCGUAUCCAAUCAGGUUUUAGGCCGCAAGAUCAUGGUCUACCUGAUGAUUUCUUGUUGACGAAAUUAACGCAAAUGAAAGGUUGUGGUUGCAAGGUACCAAGAGAGAUCCUAUUGAAAUUAUUGGAUGAUUUGAGAACCGAUGGAAAAGGCGAUGAAAUAGGUAUUGGCUUAGAUAGCUGCGUGGUUCCUCUGCGACACAAAAAUCUCUUUCUUAUUCAAACUACUGAUUUUUUCUAUCCGCUUGUUGAUGAUCCUUAUCUGAUGGGUAGAAUUACUUGUGCUAAUGUUCUGAGCGAUUUAUAUGCAAUGGGUGUAGUUGACUGUGAUAAUAUGUUAAUUUUGCUGGGAGUACCUCGAGACAUAAGCGACAAAGAACGAGACGUUGUCGUGUCGAACUUUUUCAGUGGCUUCAAGUCUGCUGCAAUAGAAGCUGAAACAACUAUCAGAGGUGGUCAAACGGUACGUUGCCCGUGGUUAUUGUUAGGAGGAGUAGCUACAAGUGUGUGCACCAGUAAUGAAAUGGCUGUGAUUAAUGCGGCUCGCCCUGGUGACGUUAUUCUUCUUACCAAACCUCUUGGUGGUCAAGUUGCUGUGAAUUCUUAUGACUGGCUAAAGAAGAAAGAUCCCCGCGUGGAGGAAUUAAAACUGGACAAAGAAAAAAUAGUUGCUGCAUAUCAACAAGUUGUUGAACAAAUGUGUCGUUUAAACAGAAAUGCUGCGCGUAUGCUCUUGAAAUACAGCAGCCAUGCUUCUACCGAUGUGACCGGUUUUGGAAUUCUAGGACAUGCGGACAAUCUAGCAAAAGCUCAGAAAGCAGAAGUUCGGUUUGUCAUUCAUACUUUACCUAUAAUUGAUUAUAUGGCCGAAAUCUCUAAACUGAUGGGCAAUGGGUUCAACCUAUUUUCUGGAACAUCUGCAGAGACAUCAGGCGGUCUUCUUAUUGUCAUUGAAAAAGAAAAGGCACAACUACUUCUCACGGAACUACAACAAAUAGAGGGAUUUCCUGCGUGGCUAAUUGGUGACGUCAUCUGUGGUCCACGUGGCGCAGUUAUUGAUAAUGAUGUCAAAAUCAUUUCCGUACCCUCAUCGAUAAACCAACUAUAA